Hydractinia symbiolongicarpus is the source of this 4030-nucleotide messenger RNA. RefSeq lists its product as uncharacterized. Gene Ontology annotation, molecular function: DNA binding. The transcript is spliced from 5 exons. The coding region runs from base 2637 to 3668 and encodes 343 amino acids. NCBI's taxonomy places the organism in Eukaryota, Metazoa, Cnidaria, Hydrozoa, Anthoathecata, Hydractiniidae. Gene Ontology annotation, biological process: DNA recombination; DNA integration. The record is from RefSeq and is a predicted model, not a curated record.
CAUGGGCGAAUUGUGUUAGUCAAUGAACCAAAGGGUAAGGUAAGGUUAUGUAAAUAACUGGCUACAUAUAUAGGAUUUUUGUUCCUAAUUGAAAGCUUUAUAUACAUUAUUCUUUGUAUUUUCGUUCUCACUGGGUAACAAGUGGAGUCUCAAUAUAUCCAGUGUUGUAACUAUUUUAAAUUUUUAGUCAUGUAUUAUAGCUAGAGGCUAGCUAGCUAGAAAAAGAAUGAAAAUGUAUUUUUAGCCAGCUAUCAAUAUCUACAGAGUUUAGUAAGUCAUUAUUAAAUGUUUAUCUUGCUAGCUAGCUACAUUUCAGACCUCACUCAAAUAUAGCUACGCUAGAAAGCAAUUCAAAUCAAGCUGUUAGCUGUUAUAUUUUAAGCCUUAGAAAUGUGCAUACUUUAUGUCUAGUCUCACAAAUAUUGAGAGAUAUACCCUGUCUAUUAUUUCCAGGGGGGUUGGAGGGACAUGGCUUUGAUUUGUGAUUGGGAGUCCUGGAGUAUUUAAUGCUCAUUUCGAGCUACGCAGACCCAAUUAGGUUUCGUGCUCUGCUAGACAACUCCCUGCAAGACUCAACAGUCCACACAGUGUGCCAUCUCCCCAAUUUCCCUCCCGUGACUUGGCUUAACCCGGGCUAUGGUAACAUUCACUCUCGCCCAUAUAUUGAAUCGCCGACAAUGGGAACUAAACCCCGGUCUCCCCGCACAAAGUGCAAGAGUUAUAACCACUAGGCUGCGGGGCCACAGUCUUUGAUUUUUGGUUCUGUAAACUACUACUGACAUUGAAGAUGCAGUGAUAAACAGUUAUUUGAUAAAUCCAUAAUGGCAGACUUAUUUGUGACAUUUGGCCUUACACUAUGUGGAUUUAUAGUUUUUGUUGCUUAUUUAAGCCAAAGGAAAACGUUUUAACGAAAUAUUAGAAGGUAGCAGAAAUAAACGGGACUAUACUGUGGAGAAUAAAAUACAAUGUUGAUGUCUUGUGCGGGAUAUCUCAUCAUUAAAAGUUUGUCUUUAGUAAUCGCUGUAUAUACACCAUUACUUCCAUCGCAAAACAGUUGUGGUCUCUUUUAGUCCAGUUCAAGUCACUGCCUCAUAUAUUAGGUGUACAAUAGGUUUUGUGUAUAUAUAGGUUUUGGUUAUAUUAUGUUUAUGGACUUGUGUUUAGUUACAACUGCUUCUUAGGACUUCUUGUCAGUGUAGGAUGGCUUAAACAAAACAAAGUACGACAUAAAUAAAAGUAGAAAUAGAAGUGCUUCACACGUUACAUGUGACAAUGAUAGGUCUGCGAAACAUUUACCACGCAGGACGAUUUUUUCUUCUCGUCUGCGGGUAUUUUUCCUUAAAAAAUCAAAUACAUGCCAUGUUGCUGUCAUGGUAUCAUUUUCCACCUGGUCUUUGGUGUUGUACGAGCCCUGGUAUACAAUGCAUGCCUUUUAACAUAAACAAUAUUGGAUUUGGGGGAGGGGGGCCUGUCUACUUAACUUGUAGGGACAUUUUCCUUUUACAACAAAAGUUUUCUCAAUAUAUUUGUGGAGGGUUGUAGGUCAAAGGAAUUGCUUGGCCUACUGAACUUUUGCAAUAACAAACAAUAUUGUGUAGCAAAAGGAUUAUUGUUUUUUAAAUAUUGAGUAAAUUGCUUCUAAAAUGAUUAUAGGCACCCAGCUAAUUAUUCCAUGUGAAUAAUAAAUAUAUUUAUGACAAUGAUUACCAGGCCUUAUUUUAUGGCACAAGGAAAAACGUAUAUAAUACCUUUUCAAAACUAAUAUUUGAAAUGAGUUAUGUUUUUGUGCAUUUUAUAGCGUGUAACUGUAGCUCUCUAUACCACAUUGCUGAUGAAAAAUGUAAGGAUAUUCAACCAGAGUUAGCUAUUGUUUGAAUUGUACUUUUUAGAAAAUCUCAAAAUGAGUUAUAUAAAAACAAGGAAUAUGGUAAGAAUUAUCUGAGUUAAAUUUUUUUUGUGUCUUUUACUUGCUCAUUAUUUGAUUUUUUUGAUUUUUUUUUUUUUGAUUUUCUCUUUAUUUAACGUCGAUAGAUACAAUAGUAUUUAAAUAACUAAUUUAAAUCGACAAUUUUAACUGACCUUUUACCAAUAAAAUAAGUACACAGACAUUCAAUCAUGCUUGACGUGUGUACUGUGAUAUUUUAUUAAAGCAUUGUUUUCACUAUCUUAGAUUAAAAAAUGCAAGGGCAAAUUACAGCUUCCCCAAGAGAAAGGUGAAAUAAAUAACCAGAAAGCUGGUCUUGUUGAGUCAUUAGUUAGUGCUGUGGAAAAUCAACAAGACAACAAUAAAAUUGAGGUAUAUAUAUUUCCCUGUUAACACUUAUUAUUUCUGAUUAUUUCGUUGACAGCAGCCCUAUAUAAUAACAGCGGCAAUUUAAUUAUGCUAUACUUAUUAUUUUUACCCUUCUGUAAACUGUGCAGUCUAUUGCUGUAUUCAUUUUAUUUCUGUCUUAGAAACCUGCUUUGAAUUCUACUGGAAAGGGUAGUAUUGAUAUUGAAGAAGCAGAUAUAAAAGCAGCAGUAUAUUGCUCAGAACUGCAAGAUAUAUUUAGUGGAAAGGUAUAUUGUCAACGACACAAUUUAUUUAAAGAAGGUGCUAAAAAACGAGAUGUUCUCAACCAUAUGCGCUUCAAAACAUGACUUUGGGGGAAUUUCACCACGCGAAAUUAGAGGAUAAUGUCUACAUGGUUUAUGUGAUGAAGCAUAAGACAGCGUCGACCUCUGGCCCGGUUGUUCUUGCUUUUUCCACUUCACUAUACAACGACUGCAGAGUGUACAUUGAUAAAAUUCGAAAUAAGAUUCCAGGUGUUGGAGUGGAACCCAGCGAUUUGGUUUUCAUCAGUUGGAGUGGUAGGCAAAUGACUUCAUCUAUGAUCGGUGACCAAUUCAAUGCAUUCUUUCAACGUGCUACUACAAAAAAUCUUUUGGAAAGAAAUAAAAGAAAGUUAACGGCAACGCUAGUACGCAAAUCUUUCGUAUCUACCGUGCAUUCGUCUGUUCCUGGGUUGAAGCGCGACUUAUCGAACAUGAUGUGUCACAGCGAAGAUACCGCAGCUAAAUCUUAUUUUCUUCAGGAAAAAACAAAAAAUGUAGCUCAAACAUUUAAGCGAAUGCAUAGCGCCAUGAGGUCAUCAUCUUCAUCUAUGAGUAGCGAAGAAAUUGAGAGGAAAAUUACCGAAAUCUUUAAAGAUGUUUUGUCAUCAGAUGCUACCAUAACUUUGUCAUCAGUACGAGAGAAAAACGAUCUGUUGGUGAAUAUUCCAAUGACCGAAUACCAAAUUCGCGACAAAUUAAGAUACAUUGUAGAAAACCAAAAACUGAGUAGGAGGGGGAAUCAAACUUUAAAUAACGAGGAAGACGUUUUACCUCCAACAGAUGAGCUUGGGCCUCCUGAAGACUCAGAUAGCUCUGCGCAUGAUGAUCAUUCUAAAUAUGAGUUCUCUGCUGAAUGUCGGUCACGUACAUUGUAUCUUCCAAAAGAAGAGAUUGCCAUACGUAAAGCUUUUAAAGAAAUUAUAAGGCAUCCUACCUCUUUUAUUCGCCGUUCUGCUGUAGAACGCAUUUUAAAGAACGAUCGGAAUCUGAAGGAAAUUUACGAAAAACAUGGUUUGCAGAAAAUACUCGUGAAAGUAAGGACUGAGAGGCGGAAAUAUUGCUGUAAAAAGUAGUAAAAACAUUUGUUAGAAAGGACUUUUAAGAUAAUUGUUGCACAAUUACGUUACUUCAAAACAAAGAAAUUCUAAAGCAGUUCGCUUUUUACAUAGCCACCUAUUUUUAUUUUUUUAUUUUUUUUUACGUUUGGAACGUUUGGACAGCGUUUCACGGACCGAUAAGUCUUGCCUCUUUCAUCUUGCAUGUUUUGUUUUUGAGAUUUGUAUGGAUUGUUUUUUGUUUUAACUUAGCUAAUGUCUUACACACACGAUGACCUUUACUUUGUAUUUUACUUUUUUCGUUUAAUAAAAAUCAUUUGUUGAGUUAUUUUUUAUUAAAUCGUUAUCUUCCACAAAGAGAAAAGUUCCUUGUUGCACUA